AAGUAUCCCAGUCUACACCCACCUAUCUAGCCAUUGGAGUCGCUAGCUUCACAGGCCUGGCGUGGCCCGCUCUCAGCCCCGCUGCCCUCUGCCUGUGACGGGAAUCCAUCGUGACAGGAUACCAGCACCACCACCGACUGUAAACAUGGCGGCAUGCACAGCCGGAUGCCUGUGCUAUGUGCCCCCUUACUGAAGCCCCGAUCAUCGACACACUUCCAUGAUGGAGACAGAGGAGGAGCAGCAUAUGACCACGCUGUUAUGCAUGGGUUUCCCAGACCCGGUGGCCAUCCGGAAAGCCCUGCGCCUGGCCAAAAACGACAUCAACGAGGCUGUCGCGCUGCUCACCAACGAAAGCCCGGGACUCGGAUACGGCUACGAGCCGAUGGAAAGCGGCACUUCCCCGGGCUCCGGCCUCAGUGGAGACGGCGAGAACAGCGGGCGCACGGGCACCGGAGGGUUUGAUCCUCCGCCAGCGUAUCACGACGUCGUGGAAAGUGAGAGGAGUAAUGAUGAGAACGGGAACUGUUCUGGGAACAGCAUGGAGUUCCCCACCACUAAUCUGUAUGAGCUGGAGAGCAGAGUGUUCACUGAUCACUGGUCCAUACCGUACAAGAGAGAGGAAUCACUCGGCAAAUGCCUCAUCGCCUCCACCUGCUUGGCCAGACUGGGCUUGGCUGAUGCAGAUGAGAACUGUAAGAGGUUCAUUGACCGCUGCAUGCCUGAGGCCUUCAAAAAGUUGCUGACGUCCAGUGCGGUGCACAAGUGGGGAACUGAGAUUCACGAGGGCAUCUAUAACAUGCUAAUGCUGCUGGUGGAUUUGGUCGCGGAGAGAGUCAAACAGGAUCCCAUACCCAUCGGCCUCAUGGGAGUUCUUACUAUGGCUUUUAACCCUGAUAACGAGUAUCACUUUAAGAAUCGGAUGAAGGCCUGUCAGAGGAACUGGGCGGAAGUGUUUGGAGAGGACAGCAUGUUUGCUGUUUCUCCCAGCUCCAGCUACCAGAAGGAGCCUCACGGCUGGCUGGUGGAUUUAGUGAAUCGGUUUGGAGAGAUGGGAGGCUUCACAGCAAUUCAGUGCAAGCUCAACCAGGAAGAAAUAGAGAUUGGGUGUGUAUCAGCUCUGGUUCAGCCGCUCGGCGUGUGUGCAGAAUACCUCAACUCCGGCCUGGUGCAGCCCAUGCUGGACCCAGUCAUCCAUAAGAUGAUAACAUACGUGCAGAACCUGGAGGAGAAAGACCUGAAAGACAAGCGUUUGGUGAGUAUUCCAGAGCUCUUGUCGGCCAUUAAGCUCCUCUGCAUGCGUUUCCAGCGGGAGCUGGUGAACGUCGUGGAUGACCUUCGGCUGGACAUCCUCCUCCGAAUGCUCAAGACGCCCCACUUCAGUGCCAAGAUGAACUCCCUUAAAGAGGUCACGAAACUCAUUGAGGAAAGCACAGUAUCCAAGACUGUGAAGAACGCCAUUGACACGGACCGACUCCUGGAUUGGCUUGUAGAAAACUCAGUCCUGUCAAUAGCUUUGGAAGGAAACAUUGACCAGGCCCAGUACUGUGACAGAAUAAAGGGAAUCAUUGAGCUGUUGGGCAGUAAGCUCUCAUUAGAUGAACUCUCCAAAAUAUGGAAAAUACAGGCUGGUCAAUCCUCCACUGUGAUAGAGAACAUCCACACCAUCAUCGCCGCUGCUGCCGUCAAGUUCAACUUUGACCAGCUCAGCCACCUCUUCGUCCUCAUACAGAAGAGCUGGGAGGUGGAGAGUGACCGCGUGAGACAGAAACUUCUGAGUCUGAUUGGACGGAUCGGCAGGGAGGCUCGCUCUGAGGCAACCACAGGAAAGGUGUUAGAGGUAUUGUGGGAGUUGGCACAUCUCCCCACCUUACCAACCACUCUAGUGCAGCAGGCCCUGGAAGAACACCUGACCAUCCUCAGCGACGCAUACGCCGUCAAAGAAACUGUCAAGAGGAACUACAUCAUCAAAUGCAUCGAAGACAUCAAGAAGAUGCAAAUACAGGAGGAUUCAAAGUCUCCCAGCGAGACACAGGUCUCUUUUCUUACUGGCACCUGGGGCAAGAAGAAACCGAGCUCAUUGGCUAAAUCGUCUCAGCAGACUAACCCUCAGACAGUGUGGGUGGUUCCAGCCUUGCGGCAGCUUCACGAGAUUACCCGGUCUUUUAUCAAACAGACCUACCAGAAACAAGACAAGAGUAUAAUCCAAGACCUGAAGAAGAAUUUUGAGAUAGUGAAGCUGAUCACAGGCUCUCUGGUGUCAUGUCAUCGCUUGGCCGUGUCCGUCGCGGGAUCCAAUGGUCUUUCUGGGUCCACACUGGUCGAUGGACGGUACUCCUAUCAGGAGUAUUUGGAGGGUCACUUGAAGUUCCUUGCAUUCUUCCUGCAAGAGGCCAGUCUGUACCUGGUCUGGAAUAGAGCCAAAGAGAUCUGGGAAUGCUUAGUGUCCGGCAUGGAUGUGUGCGAGCUGGAUCGAGAGAUGUGUUUCGAAUGGUUCACUAAAGGACAGCAUGAUCUAGAGAGUGACGUUCAACAGCAGCUCUUUAAAGAGAAGAUCCUCAAACUGGAGCCUUAUGAGAUCACUAUGAAUGGGUUUAACCUCUUCAAGACCUUCUUUGAGAAUGUAAACCUCAGUGACCACCGUCUCAAACGGCAGGGAACACAGUUGUGUGUGGAGCGAUUGGAUCUGGCUGGGAUGGACUUCAUCUGGAGAAUUGCGAUGGAAUCUCCAGACGAGGACAUCGCAAAUGAAGCCAUACAGCUCAUCAUUACCUACAGCUACAUAAAUCUCAACCCCAAAAUGAAGAAGGACUCAGUAUCUCUACAUAAGAAAUUCAUUGCUGACUGCUACAAGAGAUUGGAGGCUGCUAGCUCUGCGCUGGGCGGCCCGACCCUCACACAUGCUGUUACCCGGGCAACCAAGAUGCUGACAGCCACUGCUAUGCCAACGGUCGCCACAUCAGUGCAAUCUCCAUCUAGGUCCAGUAAACUAGUGAUCAUUGAGAGACUUCUGUUAUUGGCAGAGCGUUACGUCAUCACAAUAGAGGACCUGUAUUCUGUUCCUCGAACUAUUCUACCUCAUGGAGCGUCUUUCCACGGCCAUCCUGUUACACUUCACAUCACUUAUGAAUCUACCAAAGACACAUUCACCUUGGAGGCCCACAGCAACGAGACUAUAGGCAGCAUCAGAUGGAAGAUAGCUGAGCAGCUCAGCUGUCCGGUGGACAAUGUGCAGAUAUUUGCCAAUGACAGCAUGCUAAUUUCAAGAUCAAAGACAGCAAUAGGAGAGAGAGUGGCAUCAGCACUGCUGACGAUGAAUCGUGACCAGAAGCUGUUGAAUCAGCUGGGUUUCUCUGAUGAGCAGAGUCUGACAGUGAAGAGCUCAGGAACAGGCACACCGUCAGGCAGUUCAGCGGACAGCUCUGCCUCGGCCAGCUCCAGCAGCAGCGGGGUCUUCAACUCAGCAUACGCUCUGGAGCAGGAGAAAUCUCUUCCUGGUGUGGUCAUGGCUUUGGUGUGUAAUGUCUUUGAGAUGCUUUAUCAGCUUGCUAACUUGGAGGAACCCAGAAUAACUUUGCGUGUGAGGAAGUUGUUGCUGCUUAUCCCGACUGACCCAGAGGUGCAGGACGCCCUUGAUAACUUUGUGCCAAAAGAGUCUAGCGUCUGGAGUCACCAGAAAACUCUGUUUACACUGGGGUCUGGUUCUCAGGCCUCGAAGUCUCCGUCUCUGUCCAGUAAACAGCAGCACCAGCAGAGUGCAGCAUCUAUCCUGGAGUCUCUGUUUCGUUCAUCUGCCCCGGGCAUGUCUACAUUCAGAGUGCUCUAUAACCUGGAGGUGUUGAGCUCCAAGCUGAUGCCCACAUCUGAUGAUGAAAUGGCGAAGACCAGUGUCAAAUCUUUCUGUGAGAACUUCCUAAAAGCGGGAGGUCUCAGUUUGGUGGUUAACGUCAUGCAGAGAGACUCCAUCCCCUCUGAGGUGGACUACGAGACCAGACAGGGAGUCUAUUCCAUCUGCCUGCAGCUGGCCAGGUUCCUGCUGGUAGGGCAGGCUAUGCCUAGUAUACUCGACGAAGAGUUGAGCAAGGACGGUCUAGACACUCUGUCCUCUCGGCCGUUCCGUAACGCCGGGCGGCAGAGCGGCCGGCAGCUCUCCGUCUGUGGAACUCCGGAAAAAUCCUCCUACAGGCAGGUGUCCAUGUCUGACAGAUCCUCCAUCAGAGUAGAAGAAAUCAUCCCGGCCGCCCGUGUCGCCAUACAGACAAUGGAGGUGGGAGACUUCACAUCCACAGUGGCGUGUUUCAUGAGACUCACCUGGGCGGCAGCCGCAGGCCGAUUGGACCUAGUUGGCAACAGCCAGCCGAUCAGAGAGACCACCAACUCGCUUCUCCCACUGGGCGUACGCAGCAGGGUCAGCAGCACAGGAAGUAACUGCAGCUCCGGCAGUGAGGGAGAGAUCACCACAUUACAAGCUGGGAUAUGCGUCAAACAGCUGUGUGUGUCCAUCAAGGACACUAUUAUCGCACGAGAAGCGCUCUCGUUACUUGUCACAUGCCUUCAGCUACGCUCCCAACAGCUAUCUUCAUUUUACAAUCUGCCUUCUGUGAAUGAUUUCAUCAUUGAUAUUCUGCUGGGCUCGUCCAGUGGAGAGAUCCGACGUGUGGCGUGUGAUCAGCUGUACACUCUCAGUCAGUCAGACACAUCUGCGUACCCUGAUCUCCAGAAGCCCAACCUCUUCCUGCUGAAGGUGGUUCUGACAGCUCAACUUCCUCUCUGGUCUCCUACCAGCAUCAUGAGGGGCAUUAACCAAAGGUUGCUUUCACAAUGCACAGAGUAUUUUGACCUGCGGUGCCAACUACUGGAUGACCUGACCACAUCAGAAAUGGAGCAGCUUCAGAUCAGCCCGGCGGCCAUGCUGGAGGAUGAGAUCAGCUGGCUUGAUAAUUUCGAGCCCACUUGGACCAACGAGCUGGAGACCAGCGAGGCCGACAACAUCCUGCUGGCCGGACACCUGCGCCUCAUUAAAACCCUGCUGUCCCUCUGCGGCAGUGAGAAAGAGCAGUUUGGUCCUUCUCUGAUACAGCAGCUGUUGGACGACUUCCUGUUCAGAGCGUCUCGAAUCAUCCUGAACAGUGACAGCUCAUCUAGCACUACGGCGUCUAUCCACGACUUUCACCCAAAGUGCAGUACGGUCAGCAGUCGUCUGGCGGCGUACGAGGUGCUGGUCAUGUUGGCUGACAGCUCUCUAACUAACCUGCAACUCAUCACUAAAGAACUGCUGUCCAUGCACCAUCAGUCUGACCCAUCCCUCACCAAAGAGUUCGACUAUCUUCCUCCCGUAGACAGUCGCUCUGUGUCUGGGUUUGUGGGGCUGAAGAAUGGAGGUGCGACCUGCUAUAUGAAUGCAGUGUUCCAGCAGCUCUACAUGCAGCCUGGUCUGCCUGAGGCUGUCUUGUCAAUUGAAGAUGACACUGAAAACCCAGAGGAGAGCGUGUUCUGUCAGGUUCAGUCUCUGUUUGGUCACCUGAUGGAGAGCAAACUGCAGUACUAUGUACCUGAGAACUUCUGGAAGAUCUUUAAGAUGUGGAAUAAAGAAUUAUAUGUGCGAGAGCAGCAGGAUGCCUACGAGUUCUUCACCAGUCUGGUGGAUCAGCUUGAUGAACAUCUGAAGAAAAUUGGUCGAGAGCAGAUCUUCAAGAACACCUUUCAGGGCAUUUUCUCUGAUCAGAAGAUAUGCAAAGACUGCCCUCACAGGUAUGAGCGUGAGGAGACGUUCAUGGCUCUGAACUUGGGGGUGACGUCCUGUCAGAGUCUGGAGAUCUCUCUUGAUCAGUUCGUCAGAGGAGAGGUCCUGGAUGGCAGCAAUGCUUAUUAUUGCGAGAAAUGUAAAGAGAAGCGAACCACUGUGAAGCGCACCUGUAUAAAGUCUCUGCCCAGCGUGCUGGUCAUCCACCUCAUGCGAUUCGGCUUCGACUGGGAAAGCGGCCGGUCCAUCAAAUACGACGAGCAGAUCAGAUUCCCUUGGGUGCUGAACAUGGAGCCGUACACGGUGUCAGGAAUGGCCCGUCAGGAUUCAAGCGCAGAUCACGGAGAGAACGGGAGAGGGGGCGAAGCCGGAUCCGGGGGGUCGCCUCGGAAAAAGGUCACCAUCUCUGAGAACUACGAACUGGUGGGAGUGGUGGUUCACAGCGGACAGGCCCACGCAGGACACUAUUACUCGUUCAUCAAAGACCGCCGGGGUAGUGCACGAGGACGCUGGUAUAAGUUUAACGACAAUGUCGUGGAAGAGUUUGACAUGAACGAUGAGACUCUGGAGUAUGAGUGUUUUGGGGGAGAAUACAGACCCAAAGUUUACGACCAGUCGAACCCCUACCCGGAUGUGCGGCGGCGCUACUGGAAUGCCUACAUGCUGUUCUACCAGCGCAUCAGUGACCAGAACUCCCCCGUCCUGCCCAAAAAGAGUCGAGUCAGCAUCAUGAGGCAGGAGGCAGAGGAUCUCUCCCUGUCAGCCCCGUCCUCUCCGGAGAUCUCACCCCAAUCCUCCCCAAGGCCUCCCAGAGCCAACAACGACCGCCUCAGCCUGCUCACACGCUUGGUCAAGAAAGGAGAGAAGAAGGGUCUGUUUGUGGAGAAGAUGCCCGCCAGGAUCUUUCAGAUGGUGAGAGAUGAAAAUCUGAAGUUUAUGAAGAACAGAGAUGUUUACAACGGCGAUUACUUCAGCUUCACACUGUCUCUGGCCUCUGUCAAUGCGACAAAGUUAAAACAUCCGUCUUAUCAGGCCAUGGCAAAAACUAGCCUGCAGCUGGCUGUUCAGUUCCUCUUCCACACAUACCUGCGCACCAAAAAGAAACUCAGGGUGGACACAGAGGAGUGGAUUGCUACCGUGGAGGUUUUGUUGUCCAAGAGUAGCGAGGCAUGUCAGUGGAUGGUCCAGUACCUAGUGGCACCUGAAGGACGGGAGAUCAUCAAGAUCUGUCUGUUGGAAUGCAGUGUUCGGGAGGUCCGUGUCGUGGUGGCCACCAUCCUGGAGAAGACCCUGGAGAGUGCUUUGCACUUCCAUGACAUUGGGCUGGACUGUCUUUUAGACAUGCUGCUUUCUCUGUUGGAUAAGGACGUCCCGGACAACUGCAAGAACUGUUCUCAGUACUUCAGCCUCUUCAGUAACUUUGCUCAGAGGGGCUGUGGGCCGUGUCAGCUGCUGCUAAAACAUUCAGCUUAUCGUCGGAUGCUUGUCUUCCUCCUGGGAGCCAACCGGCAAAACAACCAGCACCGACGCUGGAGUUCAGCACAGGCUCGAGAGUUCCUGCAUCUCCACAACACUCUGGCCUUGAUAGUGCUGCACACAGACCUCACGUCUCUGAGAUUGGAGGCUCAAGGAGUGUUCAAGCACGCUUCCUCAGGACUGGUGGCUCCAUCUUCGCCCCUCCUGCCUCUACAUCCAGACAUCAUCGCGCUGCUCUUUAAAGCGGAAGGACAGGUGUAUCUCAUGGAGGUGAUGUUUGCCAUGCGUGAGUUGUCCGGCCCGUUGUCGUUUCUCAUAGAGAUGAUCACAUAUUGCUCAUUCUGUAAUGAACCUUUCUCAUUGGGAGUCCUGCAUUUACUCAAGAAUCAUCUGGAAACGGCUCCUCCUCAUGAACUGAAGAACGUUUUUCAGAUGCUGCUAGAGAUCCUGAUGGUAGAGGACCCUCUGCAGUCCCAGAGGCUCAAAUAUGCAUUUGAAUCUGAUAAGGGCCUUCUGGCUUUGAUGCAUCAGAGCAACAAUGUGGACAGCAGUCGCUGCUAUCAGUGUGUGAAGUUCCUGGUCACGCUGGCACAGAAAUGUUCUCCAGCUAAGGACUAUUUUAAAGAGCUCUCAGGACAUUGGAGUUGGGCAGUGCAGUGGCUUCAGAAGAAGAUGUCAGAGCACUACUGGACGCCUCAGAGUAACGUAUCGAAUGAGACGUCCACGGCUAAAACCUUCCAGCGCACCAUCUCAGCACAGGACACUCUGGCUUAUGCCACAGCUUUACUGAAUGAGAAGGAGCAGUCCGGCAGCAGCAAUGGAUCAGACGGCAGCCCGGCCAAUGAGAACUCAGACCGAAGCCUCAGACAGGGAUCUGAAUCCCCAAUGAUGUUGGGUGAUUCUCGGAGUGAUCUAGAAGAUGUGGACCCCUAACGUUUCUCAUUGUUUGUGCGCAACAAAACAACACAAAAAAAAUCCCCUCUGACGGAAAGAUGUUGGGGCUCUAAACACACAAUCAGAAAACUGCAUUUGAUUUUCUAGGGACUGGAAAUGGAACGACCAGAAGGAGCCAAAGGGCCCGUCGGAGCGCUCACUCUUCAAGCUGCCUCGCCGGAGACGUGAACAGACGCAAAUAUCCAUUUUUUUUUUUUUUUUUCUUCUGGUGGUUAAAGACUGGCUGGAUGAAAUUAGAGUUCAUGUCUUGCAAGUUAUUGAGAUGUUUCAUCUGACUUGAUGUGUUCUGUCAGACGAAUGGGACUUAAAAACGGAGGCUUUCAUUUCCUUGACGUUUUUACACAGAACUACUACUAUGGUGCCAGACGGGGUGUUUUAAAAGAAAUCAGUCAGCGUAUAUUUGCCAAUGUAAUUAAGUAGAUACUGUUCAUGAGAAAUGUAAAGAUGUGUUCCAUAAGUGUAAUUUCAAAUGUAAAAUAAUAUUUUUAAGAAUCCUUUACUGAUUUUCUUUAUUUUUUUCUGGAUCUGUUUGAGAGGUGCCUCAAAUCUAUUCAAGAAAAAGAGGAACUUGCCAAGUCUCUGAGAGUCAAAUAAUCACACCAUUUUUCCCUUCUCAUUCUUGCUGGUAUUUUUAAAAUGCACUUUAUAUUUGAAUUCAGUUUGUGACCGAUUCAUCACGUGGAGACAAUUGGACAUACAUGCCCCUCGCUGCUCUCUGUCCAUCCUUGACUUUCUGGAUAGGAACCGCUGGAUAGGAACAGCGUGCAGCAGAAGACACGAGAUGUUUACGCACGUAAACAGAGAAAUAUGACGGUGGACAUGGGGGACAGACUUUACAGCGGAAGACGCAUCGCAUCAGAAGAUACACAUAUGCAACACACAGAGAUGCUACUGUCCAAUGAAGGUUUCUUCCUCCUGAAAGACAAUGAGUGCUACAAUCAGCAGUGUCAUCUCACUAUUUCUGUUCAUCUGUUUUGAUGUUGUCUUGUGCUGCUCUGGUAUGAAGGUCUAGGAUGUGAAGACACUUUUCAGGGUUAAUUUUGCCAAAUUUGUCCCUUUUUUUUGUUCAUUUGCCUGCAUCAUUUCCAUUCAGUCUGCCUUAUGCGAUAGAAUGACGGGACGAGGAUCGGGCAGAAAGGGGAUGAAGGGGGAGGGGAAAGAGUAAGACAGAGGUUGUUUAAGGGAUGGGAAGUUGUCAAAGACCAGUAAAGUGCCUUUACUCGACUCGUCCCCUACGCUGCUCGCGUCCUCGUCUUGAGACAAACCAGUAGACAAAUCGUGCUACACAAAUGCCUGAACUCGCUCGACAUUUCGAUAACAACGCACACACAUACGCUCGGCCGCGCUCAUCUCAGAGCGCCAUAUGAGGACACAGGCGGCAUCUCGUGCGUCACGGUCGCUUGUUUGAGCCGGGCCUGUGAUGUCUCUCUUUCAGGGAGUCCGCAGGGUGAUUCAUCUGCCGUUUGCUGCUCAUUUUGUAUUUAGACUAGAACACUUAGUGACAUUGCUUCAAUGUUUACAGUGGAAAGACCUCAACACCACCUCACACAAACGUUUGCUGAAAGAGUGCUGCUUUUUUCUUCACAGUCACCUGCUCUUUGCUUGGUUUUUCGAAAACUUUCAUGUUGAUGCUUUUUUGGCGUGCUUCUUCGCAUGUUUGCAUGUGUGAGAGACUCUCUUGGUGGAAAAGAAUUGAGUAAACCGGCCAAAGCUGAAACACACUAGUCCUCCACCUGUUGAGAAAAAAAACAAAAACUUAAACCAGCCUAAGCGGGUAUGCUGGUCUUGGCUGGUUUCUUCUGGUUUCCCUGCCUGGCUUAGUUGGUGUUCAGCUGGUUUAGUGGCCAAAUACCAACUUGAAGACUGCUUGAAGAUGUUUUUUUUUUCCCCCUGCUUACCCAGCAUACCAUCUUAAACUAGUUUAACAUGUUUUUUUCUUCAACAGGCCAGACUAGUUUGCUGGUUUUAGAGUGACUUUGGGCACUUUGACUGAAGAUUGGUCAGGCUGGGAGACCAGGUAAAACCAGAAAACCACUUAAGGCUGGUUUAAGAUGUUUUUUUUCUCAGCAGGGAAAGCCUGCUUAUCUGGUUUUGGGAGGUUUUCGUGCACUUACAACUCUUGAUUUGUCUGGCUGGGUGAUUAGGUAAAACCAGAAAGUCACUUAAGGCCAGUUUAAGAUGUUUUUUUCUCAGCAGGGAAAGCCUGCUUAUCUGGUUUUGGGGGGUUUUCGUGCACUUAAACUCUUGAUUGGUCUGGCUGGGUGAUCAGGUAAAACCAGCAUACCAUCUUAAACUAGUUUAACAUGUUUUUUCAAACAGGGCCAUCCUUGUAUGCUGGUUUUAGAGUGAUUUUGGGCUCUGUAACUCUUGAUUGGUCAGGCUGGGAGACCAGGUAAAACCAGCAAAACACUUAAGGCUGGUUUAAGAUGUUUUUCUCAGCAGGGAAAGCCUGCUUAGCUGGUUUUAGGGGGUUUUCGAGCACUUAAACUCUUGAUUGGUCUGGCUGGGUGAUCAGGUAAAACCAGCACACAAUCUUAAACUGGUUUAACAUGUUUUUUUUUCAAUAGGACUGGAGUAGUUUGCUGGUUUUAGAGUGGUUUUGGGCACUUUAACUCAAGAUUGGUCGGACUGGGUGACCAAUUAAAACCAGCAAACCUGUUAAGGCUGGUUUAAACAGUUCUUUUCAGAAGGGUAUUUGACUUUUUGACUCUUUAACCUCUUGGUGUCAGCCUCUUAUAGUCAGCGAAACACUGCAGUACUCACAACUGCCUUUAUACUUUGAAUCAGUAAAUGAUUCAUUGCUAAUUCACAGCCGCAGAUGUGGUUAGCGUUUGGGAUGAUUAGCUAAACAGUUUUUAGGAUCUCGGGCUGAAGGCACAGGGUUCAGUGACGAUUGACAAUUCAUCAGAUCAGUGCCUGAACACAAGGCAUCUUUCUUAUUUUGCUGGAAUAUGCGCAUUCGCAAUGAUAUCACACUAAUUUCAGCUCAGCUGCCUAGAUCGGUUUUCACUAAAUGAGCCCAUAAGAAACGGUGCUGUAGAGUCUUCUUUGAAGUACGGUGUACUUGAGUGAACAGAGUGUGAUAAAACUAUCAUCAAGUCUGAUCCUCCUCCCUCCAAUCAAUCUUUUUUUAACCUUUCCUACACCUGUAGAUGCUGUACCAACCACUCGGCAGAUCUGUGACGAGGCUUGAAUUUUUAAGCUGGGUGUCAGGACAGGGUUGAAGAUUCUUGAAGAGUUUUUAAUAACUGGGGAUUCUGAGAUUCAUUUCUGCUGCGAGUGUGUAUGAUGUGUAAAGGAAUCUGUUAAUGCAUGUUAAAACCACAUUUUAAUUUGUACAUCAGAGUUUGACAAUGAAAACAUUUGAUAUAAAAAAGGAAAAACUGGAAUGCACAA
Ctenopharyngodon idella (grass carp) is the source of this 11566-nucleotide messenger RNA. RefSeq names its product ubiquitin specific peptidase 24 (gene usp24). The transcript is spliced from 68 exons. The record is from RefSeq and is a predicted model, not a curated record. Lineage: Eukaryota; Metazoa; Chordata; Actinopteri; Cypriniformes; Xenocyprididae. Gene Ontology annotation, cellular component: nucleus; cytosol. Gene Ontology annotation, molecular function: cysteine-type endopeptidase activity; cysteine-type deubiquitinase activity; protein binding. Gene Ontology annotation, biological process: protein deubiquitination. The coding region runs from base 218 to 8149 and encodes 2643 amino acids.